AUGAACUAUACACGUACAGAGCGAAAAGAAGAAUCUCCCCAUUCAAGACUUUUUGUUGUUUGUAACAAACAAUUACGAGAAGAUGACUUACUAUCACGAUUUGAAUGUUUUGGAACUAUAGAGGAUUUGUAUAUGCCAAAAGACCGUAAUUCAGGGGAAUCCAAGGGCGUUGCUUACAUUAAAUACAAUAAAACAUCAUCAGCAGCUGCUGCUAUUAAAGAAUUACAUUUAAAAGUCACGGGUAAUGACAAUAAGCCUAUGAAAGUUAUGGUAGCAGUAGGUAAAAAUGAAAGUACACAAAAUGAAAACGAAGACAGAUACAAAAGAUUAUUCAUUAAAGUUCAUAAGGAUGCAACAGAGUCUGAAAUAAGACAACAUUUUAUUAACUUUGGUCAUGUAGAAUCAGUUCACUUACAAAGGGAUAAAGUAACUGAUGUUUGUAAAGGGUUUGCAUAUGUUCAAUAUAAAACAUUCUAUGAUGCUGCUAAAGCUUAUGAAGAAUGUGAUAAAAAAUAUAGAGCAGUAUUUGCCACCCCAAGAGAUGUUCUAAAACGUAGUAGAAAUAGUUCAGAUACUGACAACAUGAUUGUGCCAAAAAAUACUUAUAAUAACUUUAAUGAUAGAUAUAACCCACCAGAAUUUGCAUUCAAUAGAAAUGAAUCUUUCAAUGCUCAUGCAUCAGGUCACUCUGAAGAUUUUAACUCCAUCAUUGUAAAAUGUACACCCCAGGUGCCUCAGAAAUGUAUAGAGCAACUUUUUAAUAUUAUCCCUGGACUUGUACAAUUUCAAUAUUCACUGGAUACAUAUAGUGGUAUCUCCAAAGCACUAAUAACUUACAAAGAAAAAAGAUAUGCAGAAUAUGCAAUUGUUAAGUUAAACAACUUUGAAUUUCCCUCGGGGGAGAUAAUUUCAGUUAGACCAGAUAAGAAUCCUUUGAGCAUGGCUGCUACUCAUUUAUCAAGUAUUGCAAAUAAUUUUAAAAUUGCAGUAGAUUCUGGAACACCUGAUUUAAAGCAGCUGGCAGAUGCUAUUGCUAAAGCAUCAUCUUUAAUUAAAGCUGCUUCUAAUCAGGUUGACAUAGAAGAGCCCCAAGAUUUCAAGUACUGUAGUGUCAGUCUUCCAUCACCAAAGCCUAUGGUUGAUAUCAAUAGCAGGGUUGCUCAAAGGCUAUUUAUUAUCUGUAAACCUCACCCUCCACCAAUAACAACAUUACAGGAUGUUUUUUGUCGCUUUGGAGAUCUCAUUAAUGUAUCAACGAUACCUAACAAAACUUUUGGGUUUGUCAAAUAUGCAUCUUCAAGUUCUGCUCAGGAAGCAAUGAAACAUUUAAAUGGGGCAACUGUCACUGGUAUAAAACUGAAGGUAUUGGAAGCUGAUGAGAGGCCAUUGAAAAGUGAAAAUGAUCAAAAUGAAAAUACUGACUACGAUAAAGACAGCAAGAGAAUGAGACUUACCGACAAAGAC
Molecule: messenger RNA, 1464 nt
Organism: Brenthis ino (lesser marbled fritillary)
Lineage: Eukaryota; Metazoa; Arthropoda; Insecta; Lepidoptera; Nymphalidae
Source: the annotation of a GenBank genome assembly